Molecule: messenger RNA, 1293 nt
Organism: Cyphellophora attinorum
Lineage: Eukaryota; Fungi; Ascomycota; Eurotiomycetes; Chaetothyriales; Cyphellophoraceae
Product: Nuclear protein SNF4
Exons: 4
Coding region: 1-1293 (430 amino acids)
Source: RefSeq, a predicted model, not a curated record
AUGGAGGAUCGGCAACCGCAGACCAGUCCGCCUUCACAACCCAACUCUCAGCCCGGCAGCAUGUCCCGGUCCAACGAUGCCACCACAGCUGCUCUUAACGGCUCACCACCAGUCCCACACUCAACGUCGAAAACCGCAAGCACAACCACCAACAUAGCCCCAGGCCACGAAGCCAGCUUCGUUAGUCCCGCUACUUUUCUACAACCAAUACCCAGCGGUAGACCCAGAGCAUCGAGUCGGCCCGUCACGCCGGCCAAGGCCGCGGACAAGCGAGACGAGGCACCACCCAAGAUCAAGCGGCAGAUCGAUCGCGAUGAGGAGCUAGGCUUGAAGAAGAUACGGGAUUUUCUGCGUGCGAGGACGGCAUAUGAUGUGCUGCCGCUAAGUUUCCGGCUGAUUGAGCUGGACGUCAGUCUGACGGUCAAGGAGAGCCUGCAAAUUUUGGUGCAGUGCGGCAUUGUUUCUGCACCACUGUGGGACUCUUCAACUUCGACUUAUGCCGGGCUGCUGACCGUCAACGACUACCUCAAUGUGGUUCAGUACUACAAUCUGAACGUAGAUAAGUUGAAGGAUGUGGACAAUCUGCUGCUGAGCGACCUUAGAGAGGUCGAGCGCGUCCUCGGCACCCGCCCACCCGAAACAAUCAGCGUGACCCCCGAGGCCAUCCUCUACGACGCACUGCGCAAACAACUCGUCUCUCGUGCCCGUCGUAUACCCCUGGUCAGCUACGACUCCGACACCCAGCGCACCAUGGUCACCUCCGUGAUCACACAGUACCGCAUUCUGAAGUUCAUCGCCAUGAACGUCCGCGACUAUCAUCUACUACGCAAGCCGCUUCGGACGCUGAAGAUUGGCACGUACGACAACAUUGUGCGAUGCAGUCUGGAUAGCACGGUAUUGGAUGUCAUUGAUGAAAUGGUCACACGAAAUAUUUCGAGUGUGCCGGUCGUGACUUAUGAUGGCGUGCUCAUCAACGUUUUCGAAGCAGUAGACGUUAUCGACGUGCUGAAAUCAGGCGAUUACGGCAACCUCACCUGGACGGUCGGCAAAGCCCUUUCCGCGCGAGCAGCUUCCCAUCCAGGCAUCUACACGUGCAGCGACGAGGACGGACUGGAUACUAUCCUGGACACGAUACGCAAGUCGAGGGUACAUCGCUUAAGUAUUGUGGAUGAGCAGGGGUAUUUGGUCGGUGUGCUGAGUCUCAGUGAUAUCCUACAGUAUAUCUUGGUGGGCGGGGACGAAGGUGAUGGCAACCUGAGCAAUGGGCAGGAGGUUUCGACUACUUCCGCCUGA